AAAUCUUUAUCUCAAGAAGAAAAUCUAAAGGAUCAGUUUAACCAUACGCUCAGUACCUAUGAAGAAGCUUUAAAAAACAGAGAGAAAAUUGUUUCCAUCACUCAACAACAAAAUGAGGAACUGGCUACCCAACUGCAACAAGCUCUGACAGAGCUAGCAAACAUGGAAUUACAGCUUCGGCAUGCUGUAGAGGCCUCCCAAGUGGCCAAUGAAAAAGUUCAGAAGUUGGAAAGGCUGGUGGAUGUCCUGAGGAAGAAGGUUGGAACAGGGACCAUGAGGACAGUGAUCUGACUGAAAAAAUGACAGUCUGGGGAAGCAAUCACAUCUGGUGACCAGGCUGCUUCAUUCAACACUGUGUAAACACUAAAGCCUUAACUUAGC
This is a messenger RNA of Galeopterus variegatus (Sunda flying lemur), 381 nucleotides long. RefSeq names its product mirror-image polydactyly gene 1 protein-like. The record is from RefSeq and is a predicted model, not a curated record. The transcript is spliced from 2 exons. The annotation marks the transcript as partial. Lineage: Eukaryota; Metazoa; Chordata; Mammalia; Dermoptera; Cynocephalidae.